Messenger RNA from Jaculus jaculus (lesser Egyptian jerboa), 1606 nucleotides. It is a transcript of the gene Znf622, whose product is annotated as zinc finger protein 622. The transcript is spliced from 6 exons. Gene Ontology annotation, biological process: ribosomal large subunit biogenesis. The record is from RefSeq and is a predicted model, not a curated record. Lineage: Eukaryota; Metazoa; Chordata; Mammalia; Rodentia; Dipodidae. Gene Ontology annotation, cellular component: preribosome, large subunit precursor. Gene Ontology annotation, molecular function: nucleic acid binding; zinc ion binding. Bases 1 to 1473 code for a protein of 490 amino acids.
AUGGCGACGGCGACGGCGACGGCGACGGCGACGGCGACGUACACGUGCAUCACGUGCCGCGUGGCGUUCCGCGACGCGGAGCUGCAGCGCGCCCACUACAAGAGCGACUGGCACCGCUACAACCUGCGGCGCAAGGUGGCCGCCAUGGCCCCGGUGAGCGCCGAGGGCUUCCAGGAGCGGGUGCGCGCGCAGCGGGCCGCGGCGGCCGCCGAGGAGCAGCGCCGCGACUCGGCCACGUACUGCGCGGCGUGCGGCAAGAAGUUCGCCUCGUUCAACGCCUACGACAACCACCUGCGCUCGCGGCGGCACGGCGAGCUGGAGCGCAGGGCCGUGCAGGCCGUGAGCCGCCGCGUGCAGAGCCUGAACGAGAAGAACCUGGAGAAGGGGCUGCGCGCGGGCGCCGUGGACAAGGACGCGGUGAACGCGGCCAUCCAGCGGGCCAUCAAGGCGCAGCCGUCCACGUCGCCCAAGAAGACGCCCGCCGCGGGCGCCGAGCGCCGCGACAGUGUCGCCGCCGCGGGGACGCGGGCCGCGCCCGACCGAGAGCCGGCCGACAAGCCGCCGCGGCUGCAGUGGUUCGAGCAGCAGGCCAGGAAGCUGGCCCGGCAGCCGGGCGAGGACGGUGACUCAGACGACCGGGACGGGGACGGGCCGGAGGACCUGGACGACGAAGACUGGGAAGACAUUGACUCUGAGGAAGAGGUGGAAGGCGAGGACGACUUGGAGGACGUGGAGGAACAGGACGUGCAAGCGGAGGCUGGGGACAGGCCGGCCCCGGGCGCCAUCCCCGUCACGGACUGCUUGUUUUGCUCCCGCCACUCUCGCUCGCUCCUCAAGAACGUGGCUCACAUGACCCAAGCGCACAGCUUCUUCAUCCCUGAUAUAGAGUAUCUUUCAGACCUGAAGGGGCUGAUUCGGUAUUUGGGAGAGAAAGUUGGUGUUGGCAAGAUUUGCCUGUGGUGCAACGAGAAAGGGAAAUCCUUCUACUCCACGGAGGCUGUGCAAGCGCAUAUGAACGACAAGAGCCACUGUAAGCUCCUCACGGACGGGGACGCCGCUUUGGAAUUUGCAGAUUUCUACGAUUUCAGGAGUAGCUACCCAGAUCACAAGGAAGGAGAGGAUCCAGAUGAGCUUGAUGCUCCGUCUUCAGACAGGCACUUGGAAUACGAUGAUGAGACCAUGGAGCUGAUUCUGCCUUCUGGCGCCAGAGUGGGUCACCGCUCCUUGAUGCGCUACUACAAGCAGCGGUUUGGGUCGACAAGAGCCGUGGCAGUCGCUAGAAACCAGAAGGCCGUGGGCAGGGUACUGCAGCAGUAUCGAGCCCUGGGAUGGACCGGCAGCACAGGAGCAGCUCUCAUGCGGGAGCGGGACAUGCAGUAUGUGCAGAGGUUGAAGUCAAAGUGGAUGCUGAAGACGGGCAUGAAGAACAAUGCCACCAAGCAGAUGCACUUUCGGGCCCAAGUUAGGUUCUGAGAGGCUGCGGGGCUGAGGUGGACCUCCUGCACUUUGCUCCUUGCCCGAGGACACUGGGAGCCAGAGGGUGGGGUGCGUUCUUUUGCUGCUAUUUCAUUUGUCCUGACCUAAUUAAAAAAAAAAGUCAGAAUCA